Messenger RNA from Carcharodon carcharias (great white shark), 1387 nucleotides. RefSeq names its product fibroblast growth factor 22 (gene fgf22). Gene Ontology annotation, molecular function: fibroblast growth factor receptor binding; growth factor activity. The record is from RefSeq and is a predicted model, not a curated record. The transcript has 3 exons. Lineage: Eukaryota; Metazoa; Chordata; Chondrichthyes; Lamniformes; Lamnidae. Gene Ontology annotation, cellular component: cytoplasm. Gene Ontology annotation, biological process: regulation of cell migration; positive regulation of cell population proliferation; fibroblast growth factor receptor signaling pathway. Bases 408 to 995 code for a protein of 195 amino acids.
AAAAACACAACCUUUCCUUCCCACAUGCUGCAGUCUCUCAAGGCUCUCAUUUUAAUGAGGCAAAUUCAGAUGAGCAGAGAAACUUAAGACUGAAGUUUAUUUUUCUUUUCUUAUUUUUUUUUCAUCCUUCCUGCACAAAUUUCAGCUAGUUUCCAGUGAGGGAGGAAACUUCAUGCCCAUUUGAAUUCUGCACAGUUGUUUUUUGAGGAAUUAUUAAAGGCAAUUGGACUAAUGCUUCAGGUGUGACUGGGUCAUGGAUACAACAACAUCGGGGCAACUCGGAGACAUUAACCGAAAGAUUGUUGUGAAGGGAAGCCCGCGUGUGGAACUCUCGCUUUGUCCAGGUGAAUUCAUUGCUGCUUCAGUAUGCGUCUUUUCCUAGAUCCCACUCCAGGAAUUUUACUACAAUGUGGAAAUGGAUGCUGACCAGCGGUGUCUCGCCCUUGCCCCACUUCGCUUGCUUCCUUCUGUUCUCCCUGACCUGCUCGGUGUCUGCCAGUUGCCGCGGCGAGUCCGAAGAUGCGCUAACGCUGGAUGCUACAAACUGCUCUUCGAGCUUGGAGCGCCACACACGCAGCUACAACCACCUGCAGGGCGAUGUGCGGUGGCGCAGGCUCUACUCAGCCACAAAAUACUUCCUCAAGAUUGAUAGAGCUGGGAAGGUAAAUGGGACUAGAAAGAAGAACUGCCUGAACAGUAUAAUGGAAAUCAGAUCAGUUAAUGUCGGAGUAGUCGCAAUCAAAGCGGUCAAUACUGGCUUUUAUUUAGCCAUGAACAAGAAGGGAAAGCUAUAUGGCACGGAAGAGUACAACAACAAUUGUAAGUUUAAGGAAAGGAUAGAAGAAAAUGGUUACAAUACCUACGCCUCUCUGAAAUGGAAGCACAAAGGGCGGCAAAUGUUCAUCUCAUUAAAUGGGAAAGGGUCUCCUCGCCGGGGACAUAAAACGAGGAGAAAACAUCUCUCAGCACACUUCCUACCCAUGAUGGUACCCUAGACGUCAGCUUGCGCCACAUGCCCUGAACCUUAUAUCAUUACCAAGUCUUGCCAGUUGACGCUGCGAAAGAGAAAAAAAAAAAUGCACAUUUCCUUUUUCUUAUCGGGGAUCUCGUGGACAGAGCUACUCUCCCUGCAUUAAAGCUUGCGCAGGCAACAGAGCAUUUACUGUUGUAAAUAUAUGUUUUAUUGCGACCAUUUACAGCACUCUUCAUCAAUAUAACUUUAGGACUUCUGUAGAGGAAAAGAAAACCCUUCAGCCACAAUAGACUUUAAAAAAAAUGAAGCAGUAGGAUUUAAUGGAACAACUUGUCUUUUUUUUUGAAAAGAAAUCUGAAAGAAGGUAAUUUUCUUUUGGCUUGGAGCUUGGACUAAAACAGUGACAAUGCUGUA